CCCAGACUCAUUCAGGACUACAUUUCCCAUAAGCUCUUGAGUCCGCCUUCGACGAGACUCCCCACGUUUCGGCGAUUCAGAAUUGGCGGGGAUGGAGUUUUUAUAGAGUCUCCUGCUCAGGCUCUCUAAGAACAGGGAGAAGUUAAAGGUUAUUGGGGAACAGAUGGUGUUUGGUUACAUGAGAUUGUCUCCACGGCCAUUGCUGUGGAGCGAUGACCAUGAGGUUGCAGGGAGUGUGAAAAACUGCAGGCUCUCUGAGAACAUUUCAUCUGAUGACAUGCUUGAGUUGGGAAACCAAUUCUCCCACUUCAUUAAUAAUAAUGUUGAUGUUCCUGGCAGUGUUUAUACCAAAUGCUGCUUUGACCUUUGCACCUUGGCACACAACAGUAGCCUAUAUUUGCCAUUUUGUCUUCUUGACAUAGAAAGAGCAUGGGAACUGAAGGUUGUUUCAAGGUUGGAAGACAAAGACUUCUAUGGUACUGCCAACAAAAGGAAAAGGUCUUUGAGUUCUGAUGAUUUAAUUGAUCUUCAGUGCCUUAAGGCCAUCCUCUCCUGAAGGAAGAAGUGAGGGGUUAUGUAACAUCUGAACUCCUCAUCAAAAAAGACAGGAAAAUGUCACCUUUCCUGCUGAAGAACUAGAAAAGUACUUUCAAAAGAAUAAACACCUACAAUUCAAGUUAACUCAAGGACAACUAGGAUUGCACCUCAUAGAAAAGAAUGGGAACUUGUCAAUGCAACAAUACACUCUUACACUCUUCUGUCCCUUUUAAUGUAAAGGGAGUUCUAAAAACCACUUCAAAAUGAAGGCUCCUAUGUGAGCUGAUAGCAGUGAACUAUGUAAGGGUUUUAAAACAAUGGUUUAAAGUUUUAGAUUUUAAAGAUAACCUUUCCGUUUCUUUUAUACUUUUCUUUCCCCCAAUAUUGCUGCAUAUGCAUUUAGCAUCAUAUUACCAUUAAAACAUAGGACUCUUAACAACUCAUAAAGCCACUAGGAGCAGAUGCAGCAUUGUCAGGUACUGAAGGGGCUCUUCCUUCCUACUCUUGGAAUCAAAGCUACUAGUUACUGGCAAUCAUUUUAAGCAAAAGCUUCUGGAUAACAUUUGCCAUUCAUAUCCUCUGUAAGCACUUCUUAUUAGCAGUUAGUAUGUUUGGGGUCAUAAAAAGAGAAAAUAUUGGUUAUUGAUUAUCUACUUUUAUUAGGGUCUGUGGUGUAUUUCUUGUGAAGUAUAAUGGUUCUCAUUUGCUGAUAAAUUUUCUUAUUUUUUAAAUAAAGGUAUUAAAAGAUAUUUUCAUAGUGCCAAGCAACAUGGUGAUCCAGUGGUAAUAAAAAAUGAUAAAACAUGAGGUGUUCUGAAAGUUUCAGGACAGUUUUUAGCUUUAACAUAGUAUGCUUGUGCCCUCCAGAGCACUGCAGCAUACAUAUGUAGGCUAUAAACCUUUACAAAAUAUCAUUUGAAAUUUUAGUUGUAUUUCUUCUUCUUUUUUUUUUUAAAUAGAUGUUGUCUCAGUAUGUUACCCAAUGUAUAGUGCAAUGAUUAUUCAGAGGCACAGUCGUAGCAUACCACAGCCUGGAAAUCCUGGCCUCAAGCAAUCCUCCCAUGUCAGCUUAGCAAGCAGCUGGGACUAUGGGUGUGUACUACCACCUCUGGCUUCAUUUUGCAGCAUUUGAAUAUUAAGCAUUUAACUUUUUGUCUCAUCAAUACCUGCUAUCUUCAAGAAGGACUGAAACAAAAAAUUAAAAGGUUAAUAUUCAGGAGCUAGGCAUGCCUAUAGUCCCAGCUACUCAUAAGGCUUAAAUGGCAGGAUCACUUGAGGCCUAGCAUUGGAGGCUGCAGUGUGCUGUGAUUGUGCCUGGAAAUAGCCAUUGCACUCCAGCCUUGGCAACAUACUGAGGCCCUGUCACUCUAAAAAAUGGCAAAACUAAAUAAAUGUAAAAGAAAUAUAACAAACCUUUCAGUGAUGCUUUGUAAAUGUUUGUAGCAUUGAUACUUCUACAAGUAUCAAAGCUUAAAAUUACACUAAGCCUUUUGGAAUUGUUGUAUUUUUAUAAAGCGCCCUUUUCUCUUUUAAAGUAGUUCUUUGCAGGGCUUUCAUCUGCAUUGAUCACCAAAAAUUAUUUUCUCUAGAUGUGAUACAGAAUAGGAUCAGUUUUAAUGCACAUGUAACAAAUUUGAAGGAAUUGGACCUUAAUAGUAGUAGAUGAUCUAAUACAUUUUAUUAUCCCGCAUGUUAACCUGGAGGCAGGUAUCAUAUUUUAUGUCCAUAAACCUUAGGAAACUUACCUCCUAAAAAAAUGAUCAUUUAUGGAGUGCAGAGCUUAGAGAUUGAAGUAUUGACUGCAGUUUUAUUUUCAAAAAGUAAAUGCUACAAUUUAUGUGGUUUUUAUUUCUCAUGUUUACAUUAAAAGAAAGCCUAAUAAACU
This is a messenger RNA of Symphalangus syndactylus (siamang), 2422 nucleotides long. RefSeq names its product cyclin-Y-like protein 2. Lineage: Eukaryota; Metazoa; Chordata; Mammalia; Primates; Hylobatidae. The record is from RefSeq and is a predicted model, not a curated record.